Rotaria sp. Silwood2 is the source of this 1356-nucleotide messenger RNA. Lineage: Eukaryota; Metazoa; Rotifera; Eurotatoria; Philodinida; Philodinidae. The record is from the annotation of a GenBank genome assembly.
AUGGAGGGUACACUUUUAAAAUGGACUAACUAUUAUAAUGGAUGGCAACCACGUUAUUUUGUCUUAAAUGAAACAGGCAUUCUUUCUUAUUACAAAUCAAGUGAAUUAAUUCAUGAAGGUUGUAAAGGAUCAUGUUUAGUUGUUGCAUGUGAAGUCAAAGUUCAUCCACAUGAUCCACUUCGUUUUGAUUUAAUAAUACCUGGUGAACAAUUUUUUUGUUUAAAAGCUAAAACACAAUCUGAUAGACAACAUUGGCUUGUUGCAUUGGGUUCAUGGAAAUCACGUGGAACGAAAUCAACUACAAAAACGACAAAUACAUUGAAUAAUAAUAAUAAUAAUACAUCAUCAUUAAUUUCUCAUCUAAAUACGAUCGAUGAUGAACUUAAAUUAAAAGUACAAGAAUUACGUCUCUAUGAAACUGUUCUUAUGCAACGAAUUCAUGCUGUUAAAUCUAUUGCAAAUGAUACACCAACACCUGAUGUUAAAAAAUUAGAUGAAACAACAGCAAUGUUAAAUGUAACUUGUGAUGCUUUUAUACAUGUACUUGAUGAAUGUGUUAAAUUAGCAACCGGUGGUUCAAGUCAAUCAUUAACAUUAUUAUCUCCAAGUUCAUCAAUAAAUUCAAAUAAUAGUUCAAUAUAUCGAAAACCAUCAAAUGAAUUUAAUUUAAAAAAAACUCAAAAUACAACAAUAGUUUUACCUAAACAAUUUAUUUAUCGAACAUUUUUUUCUGAACUUCGUUAUACAUUUUCUAAUCUAAGUACUUUAUCAUUCAAUGAAAUUCAUUCUGAACAAUUUCUUUCGACUUGUGAACAAUAUUUUCAGUUAAUCGAUAAAUUUAAUCCUACAACAUUUAAUACAUUCCGUUCCGACGCUAUUGAUAAUAUAAAUAAAUUGAGAAACAAAAUUAGUACGAAUACGAAGAAAUUUCAAACUUUAUAUUCGAUUAUUAAUGAUGAAAUAUCUACUCAAAUAACGAAAGAAAAAGAUUCGGCAACAGAUGCAUUACUUUGGCUUAGAAGAAAUAUUCAUUUUCUUGCGUGUUUUCUACAUGAAUUCGGUCAAGGUGAUAAAAGUGUUGAAGAUGCAAUGAAUAAAGCAUAUGGACAAGCAUUGAAAUCAUUUCAUGGUUGGAUUACACGUGGAAUUUUUUCUAUUGCUCUUCAAUCAGUUCCUUCGAAUGAAGAUUUUCUUAUUUCACUUGCUAUUGAUCCAAAUGAAGCUCGAGAAGCUUUAUUUGAACGACAAAUUUUGAAUGAAAUGCUUCAACAUAGUACUGAAAUGAAUGUUGUUAUUCGUAAAAUAAAUGAUUUUUAUAUUGAACAUAAUAUUGAAUUAGAUGAUAUUAUUCGUUAA